Messenger RNA from Moesziomyces antarcticus, 351 nucleotides. RefSeq lists its product as uncharacterized. The transcript is spliced from 2 exons. The record is from RefSeq and is a predicted model, not a curated record. Lineage: Eukaryota; Fungi; Basidiomycota; Ustilaginomycetes; Ustilaginales; Ustilaginaceae. The coding region runs from base 1 to 351 and encodes 116 amino acids.
AUGAUUGCAAUCAAACGUAGCGUCCGCAGCGAUUCGAGUGGCAUCUCUAGGCCUAACAUCUUCUCGCUUUUGCCUGGCUUUGACGCGGCGCAUGCAUUCCACGCUGCUGAACCCUGUGGGGGAAGACCGCGCGCGUCUCGCAACCGCGAACGAAAAUCCUCGGCCUCCAGCAGCAACGAACGAGCAGCAGCCGAACAUCGCUUCGCAUCGGCAUCGGCCCGCGCUGCUUCGGAUCCAGUGCCGCACAUUGCGCCGCGACGCUGUGCCAACGAACAGCAGCAGCAGCGUAUCGAUCAUCGCCCUCUCGGAGUCACCUCGAAUUGCGCUUUCUCGCUGCUCAGUCGUCCAUAG